CGAAAAUUUCACAAAAGCAUAACGAAAAAUACCAACCACACCAACCUUUCCCAUGAUCUAAAAAGAAAGAAAAAAAAAAAUCAGUAUUGCCAUGACGACAAAAAAAGGAACAAAAACAAAAAAAUAAAAACAAUAAAGAAAGCUGAAAGUUUCUGAAGUCUCUCUGCAACAUUUAAUAGAUGCGACAGUAAACAUAAGAACACCAAACAAAAACGUGAUCAGCGACGGCAACGAAGACGGCGAAGAAUACGGCGGACACGAGGAUUCCCAACGAUCAGAUUCUUUGACAUUCCACGGCGGCUUAGAUAUCAGCUUCUCCGAUCCGCUCUCUCUGUUUGUGUAAAUCAUGGUGAUCGCGGCUGCUUCCUCUUUUUCCCUCGGUCCAUCUCAUUGCCAUCAAUCUUACACGGAUGAGUUCUCUUCCUCCAUACCUUACAAAAGAACCAGCAAUGCAAGAAAUCGUGUGUUUGAUGGAUGUGGCUCUGCUAAUCUCUCUGUUUUAAGUUCCAGAUGCAAGAUUCCUUUUUUUGGAUCAGCAUUUCAUGUAUCAUCCGGUGGACAUGAUCUCGGCCUCACGAAAGUUUCGGUUGCUGCUGAUUAUUCUGAUUCGGUUCCUGAUUCAUCUUUCUAUGGAUAUCAUCCUCUAGAAGAUUUGAAGCCGUCCAAAAGAGUCCAGGAGACAAAGCUCUCUGCUUCUGAAGUUGCAAGGACUACCGUCGAGGCGAACAGCAGUGCUGUGCUGGUGUUUCCUGGAGCUAUUCACUGUGAACCACACGAUCAUAAUUCAUGGUCCGAAUUUAAGUAUGUCAUUGAUGAUUAUGGAGAUAUCUUUUUUGAAAUUCCUGAUGAUGAGAACAUCUUAGAAGAUCCUGGAGCUAGUAAUCCAGUGAAAGCCUUUUUUGGAAUGGAUGUCCCGCGAUACGAAAACACACGGCACCAUGAGGAAUAUAACAUUUCAGACAUUGGUAAUCUUGACCAAAUUAUUUUUGAUGACCAUUAUUUCGAGAUUAUGGAUUCUGAAGCUAGAGAUAUUCCGAUAGAUUGGGGAAUGCCUGACACCUCCAACGGUGUUCAUCCUAUUUACUUUGCCAAACACCUGUCGAAGGCCAUCAGCAUGGACUAUGACAGGAAAAUGGACUAUCCAUCUAAUGGUGUAUCCAUACUUGGAUGCCUUAGGCCCGCUUUCCUUGACGAGGAAUCUUAUAUAAGAAGAUUAUUUCUUUCGGAAGAUAGAGAUGACUAUAGCUGGGAGGUUCAAGGUGAUGAUAAUCCAAUCACUAGUUCCAGACGUGACGAGAAUGAUAUGAGUUCAAGUCUAUAUAGAUUAGAGAUUGUGGGAAUAGAGCUUCUCUCCCUCUAUGGAGCAGAGUCUUCUAUAAGUUUGCAAGAUUUUCAAGAUGCUGAACCAGACAUCCUAGUGCACUCUACUUCUGCAAUCAUCGAGCGCUUCAACAACAGGGGGAUUAACUCCAGCAUUGCACUUAAAGCUCUCUGCAAAAAGAAGGGUCUUCAUGCAGAGGAAGCUAACCUGAUCAGUGUUGAUAGUCUUGGUAUGGAUGUGAGAGUUUUCGCAGGUGCACAAGUCCAAACUCACCGUUUCCCUUUCAAAACCAGGGCUACAACAGAAAUGGCAGCAGAGAAGAAGAUCCACCAGCUACUGUUCCCUCGUUCACGCAGAAGGAAGUUGAAGUGUCAUGACGAGAGUUUGAAGGAUGCAUUUCGUUAAAAAAACCGUUGCUGAUCAAAGUCACUAAACUAGAAAAUGAGGAAACAGAGAAGAAGCUGUUUUGCCACUGGAUCUGUCUAGUACUUAUACGAGUUCUUUGGCCUGGCGAUUGUGUACAUAACGAUGAGCUUUAAAGUGACUGUUCUAGAACUGUGUGGAGAUUCAGCCUCUUACGUUUUAGUAGUAAGUAAACUAAAUUAAACCCAAGAAUAAAGAGAAGUUGAUACAAUUGAAGUAACUUCUAUAAUAGUCCAAUGUUGUUCUUACAAUGUAAAUCUUCGUUUAUCUUUACAAUCAAGAUCAAAUAAAGCCCUUUUUCUCACUCUUUACAGUCACCAACGGUGUCCUUACUUUUCUCCACUCAAAAGAUCCUUUAUUUUUGCUGGAUGCAAUAAUAUAAUAUCACACAGUCGAUGGAAUUGACAAAAACCUAUGUGGUUAGGUUCCCGGCUCAUCAUCCUCACCUAACAACUUCCUCUGCAUAGCCGCCUCGUCGCCCACUUCUUCAAAUCUGUGUUCCUCUUGAUCUUUCUCCUUCCUGAGAAGCAUCCAACAUGGGAAAAAUGGAGAAGAAUAAUAAGUUCAUUGAUGGAUUGUUUAUUGUACUUGAAAAAUGAUUAGAAAAGACUGUACAUGGAGUAUAUGAUCAGUCCAGUAGCUGUAGUAGCAAAUGCCAAGAAGUAGAGCCAAUCAACCUGGUAUUAACAUCAUUAGCUGAUUUCUACAGAUAGAAAAUGUAAGGGUUUCCUGAUGUUUGAUAUUCAAAGUGAGCAGACCUUCUCGUGGUAACCAAAAGUGCGGAUCAAAACAGCCCACAUAUCUGAUGUGA
Arabidopsis thaliana (thale cress) is the source of this 2555-nucleotide messenger RNA. RefSeq names its product Pentatricopeptide repeat (PPR) superfamily protein. The record is from RefSeq and is marked reviewed. The coding region runs from base 347 to 1726 and encodes 459 amino acids. Lineage: Eukaryota; Viridiplantae; Streptophyta; Magnoliopsida; Brassicales; Brassicaceae. The transcript has 12 exons. Gene Ontology annotation, cellular component: cytoplasm.